Pelobates cultripes (western spadefoot toad) is the source of this 947-nucleotide messenger RNA. Lineage: Eukaryota; Metazoa; Chordata; Amphibia; Anura; Pelobatidae. The record is from the annotation of a GenBank genome assembly.
GACCGCCCCCUACCACUCCAGAGGGGACUGUGAUAUAGGCAAGGUUAGCCCCCACCAAGACCACACUGUGUCUCCUAAAAAGACGACAUAUGACCCCCUCAACAUCCCGGAGCGCAGGACACAACUCCUACGGGACCUCUACAUCAGACGUAUAUCUAUAGCCUUCCUGCAAGAGACGCACUUUUCAAUGCUGAAAAGUAAGCACUAUCCUAAUGCCGCCUGUAGUAACCAUCCAACAGCCCGCAGCGCGGGGGUAGCUAUCUUCCUAGGAGCAAAGCUACAAUUCCAUGAAGCAGACCGACUGUCGGAUGCAAAUGGCAGGUACCUCUACCUUAAAGGAGCUAUUCAAGAUACAGAUACACUUUUGCAACAAUCUACGUCCCAAACAAUAACCAAGCCCAAUGCAAAACCCUCCUCAAGCUCUCCUCCUUUACAGAAGGAACCUUGAUCUUAGGCGGAGAUUUCAACGUACCACUACACCCUCUUACCGACUCGUCCACGGGAUACAGCUGCAUAACUCAAGGUGCUCACGGGACCUUCGACUGGUGGAUUGCUGGCGCGCAAUGCAUCCCGACGACAGGGAAUACACCCAUUACUCCAUGAUCCACAAACGCUACUCGAGAAUAGUUUAUAUAUUAAUAGAACAAGAACUGCUGACGACAAUUCGAACAGCGGAGAUAGGAGCUGCACAAUGGUCCGACCAUGGACCAGUCAUUCUGAAGAUAGAUUCCCCGAGGAUGCGCCCAACCUCGUGGGCAUGGAGGCUCCAAGACUCGCUACUGCUUGACCUAACAGUAAGGGAACAGGUCUCCGAAGAACUCACUUCAUAUUUUACGCUCAACACACCAGAAGACCACAUCGCAAUCACGAUCUGGGAGGCGCAUAAAAGCGUUAUUAGAAAAACACUGAUGCACCUGGCUUCCAAAAAGAGAAAAGAAUAUCGAUGA